GUACAACCCGAUGCAGCUUGUUCUCAUGCACUAAUGUCAGGGUUCCUGCACCCCUCUGAUGUAACGCCUUCAAAAACUACUGAAACCCUGCAGGACGAGAUAGUUACUGCUCUGCUCUUUAUGAUGGCGCUUAUAAUGAUGGCCAUGGGUUCUUUUCUGCCUCGUUUUCCUCAAUUAUGAGCAUUGCGUCUCUAUUGUCUGCAUAAUUUUUGUUAGGAUGGCUGCUUCCAGCACUUCGACCGCCAAACAUGAGGAGGUGUCAAAACGGAGUCUAUGGAGUGCGCACACUAGCAGGAUUAUUCUCACAUCUUCUCUCGUGGUCGUACCUAUGGUUGCGUUCACCAUCACCAUCCUCACAAUCGUUUUCUCGCACACCAUCGAUCUCGAUGAGUGCCUACAACACGAUCUUUGUCCAUUCAAUGACACUUCUAGUUCAGCCAACAGCUCGGAUUACUAUGUGGACUUUCCUGUCGGUCGUCUUGCAUUUGUGUCAUCAUUAUCGUCAACAAUCAGCUUUGCAAUGGUGGCGGCGAUAAUGAGCUUGUAUACAUACGUAGUUGCUUGCCAAUUAUUGCAAGCUUCAGAACUAGAUCAGGAGCAUGCUACGUUGCCGACACCUCGCGAGGCAAGUAAUCUCAUUCGACUGCUCAAUGCGGAGAUCAUUCUCUUGCUGGAAAUGAUGCAGAGUUGCUAUCAAAGGAUCGCAAGGCAAAAACACGCUGAUCAGCGUGGAAAGAGCAAAGGAUCCCCGCUGAUGCGGCGAUGUCGAACUGUGUUUCUACUCGGACUAGCUGCCAGUGUGUUGAUACAAGCAGCAGACACAUAUCUCCACGUUGUCAUCGAAGCUAUCAGUGUGACUCGGCUCUCGUUAUUGCCUAAUAGUGCAAAUCAAUUGAGCAGGACCUUGGGUCAGUGGGUCUUUGAUGAGUAUGAUCCUGCAGGAGACAAGUUCUUUUGGAGCUCAGCUCUGGAAGAUGGCUUGUUUCUUGCCAACUUAUCGACUUUCACUGAAGUUGUUGAAACAGUCGAUACAUACUUACUCAACUAUACAGACGCGCAGGGCAUCUCCUAUGUCUUGGUGAAGCCAGAGGUUGUAGAUCCAAGCCUGGACUGGAUAGGUAAAACUUACGGAGUGUCCAACCGAUGCUCCGCGAUACCGCGUAAUAGCUGUAAUAUCCGGCCGAUGAAUACGACCGAUAGAACACAACCGUUCCAAUGCAUGACGAACUCGCCGCGGAGAAACAUCACAGGUCGACUUGGCCCACACUCGCAUGAGACAUGGGCCGACGACUGGCAUCGAUACCUGAAGGAAUCGCCGCCCUUUGUCGACAGCAGGGGUUCUGGUGGUGUUGUAAGAAUGAGCGUCAUUGACGGCUUCAACGAGUCUUCCGUUAUGAAUAUGACUAGAGAGGACUCGAAUGCCCUUUUCCGCAACCCAUGGCAUUGGCUGUCGAAAGUACAAGUCUUGGCCCCAGACUCAGAGUUGCCUGAUGUCUAUCUGCAAAGCCAGCUCAUCCAAAAAGAAUCUGCCAAUUCUUCUAUAUUCCUGUUAGAGUGCAACACCACCGUCUACGAUGUAACCUACAAUAUCAUAAACGGGGAAGUGACAUCGCUGUCUCUACAAGAAAGUGACGGCGCGGUAGCAGGCAUGGUCUCAAUGACAAGCCUCGCCUCAGUUGGCAAGUUCAUAACUGGUCGCAACAAAGUCAGCCUCCAAGCCAACUAUCGUCGCACCACGCCCGAGGCAUUCAUUCAGAGAUAUGAGCUUUCAAUGAGCAAGCAGAUGAGUGUGCCGCUCGUCGUGCACACUGUUCCUGCACCAGCACUUCUGACACAACGCCGCAGUGAGGCGAUCAUUACGAGAUUGCCAAAAGUAGCACUCUGGUUGCUGAUUGUAUCAAAUAUUGCGUUUGCGAUACUCGGUCUUGUCCUCGCCCUCUUAGCUGUCAAAGCAACGUCUCCAGACGUUCAUCAGGUAUACGUACGGCUUAGCACAGCUGGACUGGCCGCGCAGUUACUUGAUGCUCAGCAUGCCCGGCGAGCUGUGACGAACGAUGCUAAACUUUUCGAAGAAUAUGAUAUCAGGAAGGCCCCUGAUUUCAAGAAACGAGUUGCAUUGAGACGUACAGGCCUUGGUGGCGCAAAGUUUGUCACGGUUGUGAAAAGCCAAGAGGCAGACAUGGAGGAUGGUGGGCAAACGUUGCUUCAGCACCACACGCAUGCAAGUACAGGCUAGCUUUUCUUUCGGCCAGUUACACAAGAAUUUGGAUCAAGUUAUCCAGAAAGUGCACUUUCUUCAAGGAGUCGAGCCAAUACGCGCGAUCAAUACAACAUCGCUCUUUCUCACGAUGUUAUUUCCCUGACGCUGGCGUUAUCUCAUUGGAACGACAGUUAGACAGCUUAGAAGUGCUACUGUUUGUACUUCCAUAUCAACAAAAUCAUUACAACUCAAAACUAGCAACUCCUUCCUAACAUUGGCAGCACACUAGAUUAAUGUAACAUUGUGUUGCAUGCAAA
Messenger RNA from Boeremia exigua, 2517 nucleotides. RefSeq lists its product as uncharacterized. The transcript has 3 exons. Lineage: Eukaryota; Fungi; Ascomycota; Dothideomycetes; Pleosporales; Didymellaceae. Bases 218 to 2236 code for a protein of 672 amino acids. The record is from RefSeq and is a predicted model, not a curated record.